AUGUCAAGAGAAGAGGCUCACUUCAUCCUUGGUUACCCCAAGAAGGGGCAUAAUCACUCCUACAUCACAGCUGAAGAGGCUGCAGGGAUCGGAAUCCUGACAAUGAUCCUGGGAGUUUUGCUGCUCAUUGGCUGUUGCUAUUGUAAAAGACGAAGUGGAUACAGAAGUUUGAGGGACAAAGGUAUUCAUGCUGGCAUUCAAAGUACCUUAACAGGAAGAUGUCCAUCUGAGGGGUUUGGUCAUCAGGACAGCAAACUGCCAUUUCAAGAGAAUAAUUGUGUACCUGUGGUUCCUGAUGCUCCACCUGCCUAUGAGAAACUCUCUAUAGAAAAAUCACCACCACCUUAUUCACCAUGA
Messenger RNA from Lontra canadensis (Northern American river otter), 357 nucleotides. RefSeq names its product melan-A (gene MLANA). The record is from RefSeq and is a predicted model, not a curated record. The transcript is spliced from 4 exons. Gene Ontology annotation, cellular component: melanosome; trans-Golgi network; endoplasmic reticulum membrane. The coding region runs from base 1 to 357 and encodes 118 amino acids. NCBI's taxonomy places the organism in Eukaryota, Metazoa, Chordata, Mammalia, Carnivora, Mustelidae.